GGCGAACUGUCCACCUUGCACCUCUCGUCACGCCUUGCUCGCGCCGAGCUGCUCCCCGAGCCCUUACCCUCCCCACCUCCCAGCUCCGUUCUCCCUUUUCCUUUUCUCCCUCCCAGGCCUUUUCCUUCCUCGCCCGACCUCUCUCGCCUCUUCUUCUUGCCUUCCGCUGCGCCCAGUGCGCAGGCCCUCCAGAGUACACAAUGUCCGAAUUCAUUGGCUCUCGCAUAUCCCUCAUCUCUAAGAGCGACAUCCGAUAUUGCGGCACGCUUCACAACAUCAACAGCGACGACUCGACCGUCUCGCUCGAGAAUGUCCAGUCCUUUGGCACAGAAGGCCGCAAGGGCAAUCCGGACGAGGAGAUAGGUCCCUCAGACCAGGUCUACGAGUACAUCGUCUUCCGUGGCAGCGAUGUGAAGGAUCUGCGCAUCGAGUCGGCGGCACCAGCCAAGGAGAACAGCCCUCCAAAGGUGCCCGAUGACCCUGCGAUUGUCGGCGCUCGCGCUCGCCCAGCUGGAAACGCUCCCAGCGGACCCGGCAAUCAGCAACAAGGCGGGCCAGGUGCUCCUGGCUUCGGUGGUCCUGGUGGUCCUGGUGGUCCUGGCGCUUUCCAGCAGCCCAACCACUUUUACCCUCCCCCUCCUGGACCUCCGGGACAAUGGGGUCGUGGCGGACCGCCUCCUCAAGGAUUCAAUGGCAUGCCUUACCCGCCUCCUCCGGGCUGGUUCCCUCCGGGUCAAGGCUUCCCUCCUGGGGCUCCUGGUCCUUGGAACAACUUCGGCUACCCGGGUCCUCACGGCCCGCCUGGCGGUCCUGGUCAGCAGCAAGGUGGCAGAGACGGCCCUUUUUCAGACAAGCAACAAGGGCCUGGUGGUGACAAGGCCAGAUCAGGCGGUCCUCCUGGUCCUGCGGUCGAGUUGUCCUCAGAGACCAAGUCUUCAGCACCGGCUGCUCCAGGCGUAGCUCCUACACCUCCGGUCGAUUCGAAGCCGUCAGUGGCUGAAGUUAAGGCCACUGCCGACUCCCUCACUGCCUCAGCGCAACAGCCGGCAGCAGUAACUAAGGGGGUUCCUACUGGUCCCAAGAGCAAUCGCAUUACGCCUGCCGUUCCUUUCUCCAAGCAAGGAGGUCCAGCUGUUGCGGCUGCCGCUGCGGUAAAACCCGGCGCCGAUGCUGGCAAGAACCAGAACCAGGCCACGAGCCUGCAGGAUGCUACGGACGCCGCUCGAGCUGCCGUUGCGGUUGCGAUGGCGAAAAUGAACCAAGCUGGCGCUGGACAAUCAGCUGCACCUGCUGCCCAAGUGACUGGCCAUGGCAAUAACGCCGCGAUCGACAAUCUGACCAACAAGGUCAAUGACAUGCGGGUCAACGCAAACCGCCGCGGCCGUGGCCGUGGUGGACGUGGCGGCAAUGUCCAAGGCAGCAAGGUUGAGGUUCCCACGGAAGACUUCGACUUUGGCGCCGCGAAUGCCAAGUUCAACAAGCAGGACGUGGCGCAGGCUGCUGAAGUUGGCUCACCAUUGUCUGAAGUCCCGAAUGGUACACCAGCCGAGACCCCGGUGUCAGAGGAUGCUGCUCCCGCAGCGCCACCGGCAUACAACAAGACCAAAUCAUUCUUUGACAACAUCUCCAGCGAGGCGCGUGAACGUGCUGAGAAUGGUGGCCAAAAAGCCGGCGGUCCCGGUUGGCGCGGCGAAGAACAACGCAAGAACAUGGAAACAUUCGGCCAGGAGAGUGUCGAUGGCGGAUACCGCAACUACCGUGGCAGAGGUCGUGGACGCGGUCGCGGGCGUGGCUAUGGUGGCCGUGGGCGUGGUGGCGCACCAAGACAGCCCGCUGCCCAGUAAUGGCUGGCCGUCGUCCCAAUCAGCAGCAUGGUGGAUUUCUCGAGCGACCUUGCUUUGUCUUUCGGCUUGGCUGAGUCUGACGAACUUGUACACUACCCGUCCCAGGCCACACUACUGGCCUCUUCUCCCACUACAUCUACUGAGAAUUCCUGCAGCGAGCACAUUUGAGAUUCUCUGUUUAGCCAUUUUCUACGGAUCUCGAGGAGUCCCCGUCUCAAAAGUCGUACUACCGGCUGCAGCGAUUGGAGCGGCGUUUUUGUGUUUUUACGCGCGAGGGUAUGACAAUGAUUAAGGAUAACGACAUCACACGGCGCGUGGGCAAAAAUAUGCAUCGUCCUUGCAUGAAUUUUCGGGUUGGACCAUGGCCACGGCGGUUCUUGCAACAUGUUAUUGAGGUCAGUUGACAUGGUCUCAACUGUUUUUUUUUUUUCUUUUUUCUUUUUUUUUU
Molecule: messenger RNA, 2292 nt
Organism: Microdochium trichocladiopsis
Lineage: Eukaryota; Fungi; Ascomycota; Sordariomycetes; Xylariales; Microdochiaceae
Product: Scd6-like Sm domain-containing protein
Exons: 3
Coding region: 201-1844 (547 amino acids)
Biological process (GO): cytoplasmic stress granule assembly; P-body assembly
Cellular component (GO): P-body
Molecular function (GO): mRNA binding
Source: RefSeq, a predicted model, not a curated record